Molecule: messenger RNA, 1316 nt
Organism: Cebus imitator (Panamanian white-faced capuchin)
Lineage: Eukaryota; Metazoa; Chordata; Mammalia; Primates; Cebidae
Product: pigment epithelium-derived factor-like
Biological process (GO): negative regulation of endopeptidase activity; negative regulation of angiogenesis
Molecular function (GO): serine-type endopeptidase inhibitor activity
Source: RefSeq, a predicted model, not a curated record
GCAUGCUGGGAUUACAGGCAUGAGCCACUGUGCUUGGCAUCUAUUCAUCUUUAAUGCCAAGUAGGCAACUGAAUAUUCCGACCAUGGAUAGGAUUGUUUACGUGGGGCACAUAGACACACUCGAAGUCAUGGAUCUGGUGGAAAUCACUGAAGGGGUGGCGUAGAAGAGGAGAGGGGUCCCAAGAUCAAGCCAGCAAAGGAGGCAGGAAAGGCCCCAGGAUGCAGGCCCUGGUGCUUCUCCUCUUGACUGGAGCCCUCCUCGGGAACAGCAGCCGCCAGAACCCCUCGGGCCGCCCGGAGGAGGGCUCCCCAGACCCCGACAGCACAGGGGUGCCGGUGGAAGAGGAGGAUCCCUUCUUCAAGGUCCCUGUGAACAAGCUGGCAGCGGCGGUCUCCAACUUUGGCUAUGACUUGUACCAGGUACAAUCCAGCAUGAACCCCAAUGCCAAUGUGCUGCUGUCUCCACUCAGCGUGGCCACCGCGCUCUCCACCCUCUCGCUGGGAGCGGAGCAGCGAACGGAAUCCAUCAAUCACCCGGCUCUCUGCUACGACCUCAUCCUCCUCCUCGGCGUGGCACACUUCAAGGGGCAGUGGGUAACAAAGUUUGACUCCAGAAAGACUUCCCUGGAGGAUUUCCACUUGGAUGAAGAUAGGACUGUAAGGGUCCCCAUGUCAGACCCUAAGGCUAUUUUGCGCUAUGGCUUGGAUUCUGAUCUCAACUGCAAGAUUGCCCAGCUGCCCUUGACUGGAAGCAUGAGUAUCAUCUUCUUCCUGCCCAUGAAAGCGACCCAGAAUUUGACCUUGAUAGAAGAGAGCCUCACCUGUGAGUUCAUUCAUGAGAUAGACCGAGAACUGAAGACCGUCCAAGCGGUCCUGACCGUCCGCAAACUGAAGCUGAGUUACAAAGGCGCUGUUACCAAGUCCCUGCAGGAGAUGAAGCUGCAAUCCCUGUUUGAUUCACCAGACUUUAGCAAGAUCACAGGCAAACCUAUCAAGCUUACUCAAGUGGAACACCGGGCUGGCUUCCAGUGGAAUGAGGAUGGGGCAGGGGCCACCCCCAGCCCAGGGCUGCAGCCUGCCUACCUCACCUUCCCCCUGGACUAUCACCUCAACCAGCCUUUCAUCUUCGUACUGAGGGACACAGACACUGGGGCCCUUCUCUUCACUGGCAAGAUUCUGGACCCCAGGGGCACCUAAUACCCCAGUUUCAUAUUCCAGUGCCCUAGAAGAAGACCCCAGAGGGACAGAUUCCACACCACCCGAAGGCUGCCCCAUUACCUUUCAGUGCAUACAAUAGAAGAGCUCGAUCCUUAAAA